UUCAGGUUUCCCCUUCAAACACAAGCUGAUACGAGUCUUUUUUGGAUUACCUUUCCUAUGCUCCUGCCUUUGGUACGCCUACAUGGGGUACAGAUGGGUACCGCUCAUUCCCAUCUCAAUGUACUACACCAAAUACAGAACUCUAGUCAACUCCCUAUCAGCCACCAUUACAAGUCUCUGCCUUCUGUUGAGCUUCUUCGGCAAUAGACAACUCGAAUACUGUUUGAAUGAAUCUCACCUGCUGCUUUCAGAGAGCAACCUGAAAUACCAACACCUGUGGUACAACCCUAUCACAUUUCUGAUACUGGUUGCGGCAACUCAUUGCUUCAAAAUCGUGUAUUUCAUUCUGCUUUUACCGCAUACAUAUAAGACUGUGAUAAUAUCGCAUGUAUCCAACUUCCCAGCAAACUUUAUCCAAUACAUUGUUCUAUUCAUGGCAACCACCGCUGAAAUCUCCUUCCACAACAUCAACGACAGACUCGUCCGCAUGAAAAAGUACAAAAUAGUCGAGGAAUCGAUCGUCACCCAAAUGGAACUCCACUGGCGAGUGGUGGAUUUCGUUGAGAAGUUCAACCACGCCAUGGGAGUUCGUCUUCUGGCUAUGCUGGCUAAAACUUUGAUGUUCAAGUUUUUCGUAAUUUUCACAAUCAUCCUGCACUACGUUCCCAGCCAUGCUUUCAAGAAGGCUGAUCUUCCUUUCUAUGCUGUCAUCGAUUGGGCCGAGUCAUCUAUUAUUUCGUUUGGGAUAAUAAUUUACACGUCGUAUUGCAGCAAUAGGUUGUUUACAAAGUCCAAACAUACGCUGGUUCAUUUGAGGGAACUCAGCUACAAUAACACAUUAUCUGAAAAAGUGGAUACCGUGGUAAGUGUCAAUUAGAAAGUGCAAUAAGAUUAUUAUAAGAAUUACUCUUAUUAUUUCAAGAAGAAUAAUUCAUAGAAAAUCAGUGAUAUUUUUUUUUAAGAGAAGUAUUAAAAUGUGUAAUGGAUCAUCCUUAUGGAAAUACUUUCCAGUUCCAAAUGAAACUUGCUCUUUUCAGGUUAUCAAAAUCAUAAAACAAUAAUAAUGUCUUAUUAAUUAUUAUUGCAAAGGUGUUGAGUCUUCAAUCAUCAAUUGAAUUUAUUAUUUCUCUAAUUUGAUUAAAAAUCUGAUGAAUUUCAUUUCUAUGAGAUAAUUUAUUAUUGCAAAGGUGUUGAGCACGUUGACAAGUCUUCAAUCAUCAAUUAAAUUUAUUAUUUCUCUAAUCUGAUUAAAAAGCUGAUGAAUUUUAUUUCUUUGAGAUAAUUUAUUUUCGGAAGUAACAUAAUAUUCGGUUCAGGAUAUGUAUGGGAUAGCUCAU
Molecule: messenger RNA, 1337 nt
Organism: Nilaparvata lugens (brown planthopper)
Lineage: Eukaryota; Metazoa; Arthropoda; Insecta; Hemiptera; Delphacidae
Exons: 2
Coding region: 83-877 (264 amino acids)
Source: RefSeq, a predicted model, not a curated record